AUUGAUUGGUUGAUUUAUUAUCCAAUGUGAUUUGAAGGAAGUUAGGGCUUGGAACAACUCAUUCUUUACGUGCACUUUCCUCAAUAAGCAAUGCUGAUUGAUCAUUGCCGUCAUGCCAGAGGUGGGGGAUUCGGAGAAUAGUCAUAAAACUGUGACGAGAAAUUAUCAUGAAAGGACUUCUCUUGCAUUACUUCUUUUGAGUUAUUCUCCUAAAUUCUUCUCCUUCAACGCGUGAACCUACCAAAUCGCAAAUCAAUAUGGCUGAUGCUCCAACCUGGGGCCCAUUGCUUUACCAACCUCUGGCUGCCGAUGAGGUUCGUGUCCUGUGUCUCGAGCCAACUUCUCAUUCACAUCCUGAUGAUUCUGCCAUGAUAUCAUGUCAAAUGCGCCCGAUUAGGCUCAAGGAGCUGGGUGUAUCUCCCGCAUUUGUCGAGAAUGAAACUGCAACUGAAAGGGAGUGGAAGGCCCUUCAGCAAACUCCAUACGAUUACACGACACUAUUCAAACCUAGAAGAGGACUUUUUGAUCGCGCUCUGAAAGGAUAUAUCCAGUCUUUGAAGGGGAGUCGAGGCAGUUUUCAUGAGACUGCUGCACCUGCUGAGAACUCAUCCCACCUCUCGGAUAGAUAUGUUGCACUUUCAUAUGUCUGGGGAAGUCCAGCGGACAAAAAGACAAUAUUGGUCAAUGGGAUUGAGAUGCAGGUCACUCAGAAUCUACAUACUGCUUUAGUUCAAUUGCGAAGGUCAAAUUGGGUUAGACGUCGUGUCAACUUAUGGAUUGAUGCAUUAUGUAUCAACCAAGAUGAUCUUGAUGAGCGUGAGCAGCAAGUAAAGCUCAUGCGAGAUAUCUAUGCCAUGGCAUGGCAAGUGGUGGUCUCUCUUGGUUCGGCAACUUCAAAUACUGCCAUGGCAUAUACAGCUUUACAAUGGUUGGCCCACGAAAUUAGGUCGGAUGACAGGUUGAGGCAAUUUGCUGUUGAUUUCGGGACUUUGCAUCAUAAUACGGCCAGUUCAGUUGAGGCAGCUCCUUACACUCUGCCAUGGCAUGACAAUGCUUUUGAAUCGCUCCGUUUAUUCUUUUUCUGUCAAUAUUGGCAUCGUCUUUGGAUUCUGCAAGAGUUAGCCAUGGCUAGAAUGGAUGCACCUGUUAUCUGGGGAGGUCAUUCUAUGUGUCUAGGCGAUAUAUGGAAAGCUUGUGAGAUUAUAGAGAAGCAAGAAGAUACUGUUUUGCAGUACAUCACAACUCAUACCACUGACGCUGAUCGGUAUAAAACCGUAGCUACCAUAGAUCGUCGACUAGAAGACCGCGACGGGACUCCUGGGCAGCAGUGGAAACAUCUUCUUCGUAUUAAGAACAUGCGUCAAGAGGAUCACAGGGGUAUAGAUACUGCUUUACCAGCCCUCGAAUUGGCUAGACAAGCGCAAGCUACUGAUGCACGAGAUAAGGUUUAUGGAAUUCUUGCCAUUCCUUGCGUGAAAGGACUCACAAACGUAUCACCAAAUUACCGAAUCGAGCUUCCCGAGAUAUUCACCAAUUUUACACGUGAAAUGAUCUCAAAUAACGAACAUGGUUUGGAUAUUCUCAGACUAGUUCAUUCUCCAGUUGAUAAGGUUAUGCUAUCUUCAGCGCCUUCAACUAAUCCUCAUUGGAUGCGGAAAAUUAUAGGAGGUCGUUUUAUAGAGGUUGUAAAACCUUGUAUACAUAGUCUGGCUUCAUGGGUGGUGUGUUGGUCGUGUACAGCUGCUCCUGUCAUAUUUCUUCCCGGUAUGUACAAAGCAGAUCAUGGCUUCACACAUCCUACGCCACCAGUCUUCUCUCUUGAUAAUAUCAUUUCACUACAUGCCGUCUUCGUCGACUCGAUAGCUAGCCUCUCAGCAUUCAACGCCCACGAGGCCGAUGAAACGUACCCGAAGAAUUGCACCAAUGCAUCCUCUAUCCGCAAUGUAUAUGGUACCAUCGACGGCCUCAAAGAGGCUUUUUGGAGGACUAUUUUAGCUGAUACCACGCCUAACGGAGAAAAGCCUCCUCCAUCAUGGGCCGUUCUUCGCUUACCACGUCUAUGGUCGGUAUUUGGCACAUCAGAAGGUGGAGGUUCAGGUCUAGAAUUCAGUCUUCACGGUUUCGCGGAACGUAACAAGGAACUCAUUAUUUGUGGCACGCGUUUAGGAGAUCUUACAGCUGAUGCUAAAACGAUAAAAGAAAGAAAGGUUUAUCGGAAUGAAGAAAGAGGCACAAGUAGUGAUGACAUGCGAGAUUCUUCAUCGUGGGCCGCUAACAUCCUUGCGUGGAGGAGAUUGAUUGGAACCAAAAAUGGUAGGAUCGGUCUUACGGUUGCAGCUGCUAGGGUAGGGGAUUCAAUUGUGGUAUUGCCGGGAUGUAGUGUUCCUGUUGUUUUGAGAAGAGAUGGGACGGGCUGGAGACUUGUAGGUGAGUGUUUUGUUUACGGGUUGAUGAAUGGAGAAGCUGCAGAUUUGGUAGGAGGUGGAAGAAUACCAAUUGAAGAGAUACAACUUCAUUGACAGAAUAAUUAUCAGAGUCGGAUGGAGGUAGGGUACCCCUGGACUUUUCCGUGGUAUUCCCCAAAGAAGGGAAAUAAUUUAAAGACGGGGGCAUCAUCCUGACCACUUAUCAGGGUCACAUCUCUCACAAAAGCUAUCAUUGGAUUAAUUCUUUAAGAGACCGGAGGCCAAAUUGCGUAGUGUUCGGCCUAGAAUUUAUAGUAAAACAACGCCGGGUUUU
Molecule: messenger RNA, 2739 nt
Organism: Sclerotinia trifoliorum
Lineage: Eukaryota; Fungi; Ascomycota; Leotiomycetes; Helotiales; Sclerotiniaceae
Source: the annotation of a GenBank genome assembly